CUCCCUCCCGCCUUUACCAUUCAACUUCUCCCAUUAAUCAAUAUAUUUGCAAAUACAAAAUGACAAACGGUGCCGUAGAGCUCGAUUUCUUUGGCAUGGAGAAAUUAGAUUCCUCUUCUAAGCCUUGUUUCCCGACAUUCAACCGCCAGAGAAGCUUUCGAGAUAUUCAAAGCGCCAUUUCAAAAAUUAACCCUGAGAUUUUGAAGUCCGUGAUUGCUUCUGGUUCUGCUAAUCAGAAAAAUACUGAAAACGGAAAUCAGAUUAAGGAAGAAAAUCUCGUUUUGCCUGUUUUUUCUCCUUUGCCGAGGUCUGUAAUGGAGAAUCCUGUUCAAACUGCUCCUCUGACCAUCUUUUACAACGGAGCUGUUGCGGUUUUUGACCUUGCUCCAGAUAAGGCUGAGACAAUCUUCAAAAUCGCUGAGAACGGGAAACAGCCACCGCCACCGGAGUCUAACGGAGAUCUGCCUAUUGCGAGGGCAAAAUCACUGCAGAGAUUUUUAGAGAGACGCAGAGAAAGGUUGAUUUCAGCAUCAUCCCCAUAUGGCCGUACUACCGAGUCUCGUAUAUAGACAAGAAACCCAGCAUAUAUAGCUAUAGAAGACUGUUUCCUUCGAUAUGAAGUUGGAGUUUGGUUUCUUUCCAAUGUGAUUUUUCUCGUUUUUAACGAGUUUAAUGUCUUUACUAAACAAGUUUGGGUUGGUGAAGUCCUUUUUUUUGCCUUUGGUAGUAGUCACGUUUAGUUGUCUAGGCUUUAAUAUAUAUAUUGUUUUGUUUGCUUCGUUGCAGUUUCCUAUGGUCUAUCAUUUGAUGCCAUUAUUUUAUCUGCAACAUUUUAAGCACAUGGUUACUAACCUAUCCCUCCAACCCUUCGUUACUUGUUAUAAUAUUAUGUUUAUUUUUCUUAAUUUUUUAUGGAACGGAAUCAUAUCUAUUUUUCCUUAA
This is a messenger RNA of Mercurialis annua (annual mercury), 942 nucleotides long. RefSeq names its product protein TIFY 9. The transcript is spliced from 5 exons. Lineage: Eukaryota; Viridiplantae; Streptophyta; Magnoliopsida; Malpighiales; Euphorbiaceae. Gene Ontology annotation, biological process: regulation of defense response; regulation of jasmonic acid mediated signaling pathway; response to wounding. The coding region runs from base 60 to 569 and encodes 169 amino acids. Gene Ontology annotation, cellular component: nucleus. The record is from RefSeq and is a predicted model, not a curated record.